Molecule: messenger RNA, 423 nt
Organism: Emericellopsis cladophorae
Lineage: Eukaryota; Fungi; Ascomycota; Sordariomycetes; Hypocreales; Bionectriaceae
Exons: 1
Coding region: 1-423 (140 amino acids)
Source: RefSeq, a predicted model, not a curated record
AUGGAGGCCACUGACCAGCAACCCAACAGGCGAGACCCUCGUCGUCGACUUCAACAGGGAGGGCAACCCAGACCCCUUCCACGUGAACGGCGCGAACGACCCGGCGCCGUCGAGGCCACCGUCUCCCUCGACGAGCACCUCGAGUGGAAGGACGAGACGGACGCCCAGCGCAUGGUCCAGGUCGAUGAGGCCAUCCUCACCGCCUCGUGGGAAGUCUUCAACGCCAGUGCCGGCAUCGAAGUGUCCCAGUCGGAGACGUACAGCGUCAUAGAGGGCCUGCAGUUUGAUGUCCAGUGUGACAACCAGGGCCAGAUCAUCUUUUGGCUCUCUUACGACUAUUUCGAGACCACCUGGUCGCCCUACGAGACCAGGGGCGCGAUCUGGGUGCCUGUUGAGUACGGUAAUUGCAAAAUCACCGGUUAG